AUCAGUUCGGCAAUUUAUGUUUCGCCUGUUACGCUAUGACGGCAGUUGCGGCUCUUGAGAUUCUACUAGCGCACCAGGCGGGAAAACUCACCUUGCUCUCCGUUCAAAAUUUGAUUGACUGCGAUCGUACAAACAAUGGCUGUAUGGGAGGGCACACCAGUAACUCCCUGAAUUAUAUAAGGGAUGUUGGAAUAGCCACCGCCAGGGCUUAUCCAUACCAAGCGGGGCAAUUCGGAUGUCGGUCCAAUCAAAUAAAGCCUUACGUCAAGCUCACCACCUUCAUCGAAUCAGAUCCAAGUAAUAUAGAGGGUCAUUUAGAGCUCAGCCCAAUCCCAACGGCGGUACACCAUCCCCCGGAGCUCCAAUUUUACAUUUCAGGAGUGUUCGAUUCAGACAACUGCCCAAACGACAUUUGGAGUAUAAAUCACGGCGUUGUCAUUGUCGGCCAUUACAGAGAUGCGUGGAUUAUCCGAGACACGGUUCCUGAAGAAUGGGGCUUACAGGGUCACUAUUUGAUGAAAAAAGGGAUAUGUUGCGUUGGUGUGUCGAGUUAUACGCUGAUUGAACCGCAAAUUAUGACAUAUAAUGAUGACAGGAGUAAGAGACAGAAAACAUGACGGACACUGAACGAUCAAACUUCAGUUCAGAGUCAUCAUAACCAAGGGCCAAACAGUAUCACAUCACAUUAUGUUGAUUAGUGUAAAAUAUUAGAUUAAGACAAGCUUUUGGGACUCGAUGUAAACUUAGGAUAAAAAUAUGUUCUCUUGUACUGAGCCUACC
Messenger RNA from Bemisia tabaci, 780 nucleotides. RefSeq lists its product as uncharacterized. The record is from RefSeq and is a predicted model, not a curated record. Gene Ontology annotation, molecular function: cysteine-type peptidase activity. Lineage: Eukaryota; Metazoa; Arthropoda; Insecta; Hemiptera; Aleyrodidae. Gene Ontology annotation, biological process: proteolysis.